AUGGCGAGCUGUUGUGACGCGUUCCACCUGAAACUGGGUGACGCGUUCCAUCUGAAGCUGUGCGACGCGUUCCGUCUUAAGCUGGGUGACGCGUUCCAUCUGAAGCUGGCUGACGCGUUCCAUCUGAAACUCAUUCUAUCUGAAGCUGGCUGGGUGACGGGUUCGGUCUGUCUGGCAGGAUGCCCGGCGAACGCGAGCGGCGAGCCGUCUCUCCUGCAGUGCAACGGACCCUCCGGACCAUCCUGCAAAUGCCCCGACCAACCGGACGGGGGAGCGGGAGCGGGAGUGGCCGGUUGGCUGGAGGACCUCGUCACCGUCACGGCCUACCCGUACGUAUGCAACUGCACCGUCGAAACCGGCUUCACCACGGCGCUCGACAUACGCGUCAACCUCACCGGCUGGAGAGCGCUGGGUCUGGUGCUGCUGCGGGGCCUCAACAACAUCAGGUGUGUCGAGUUCCGGUUGUCGCCGGCGGCGGCGGGCCACUCGCCUGCCCGGCUGCAGUACGACUGUCCGACCUUCCCGCCCAAGGACCAGGGUACCCGGGUGCAGCUGCAGCUGUGCGCCGGCAUGCAGACGGUCAACUACCGCCUGCGGCUGCCCUUCCUCAACAACAUCUCGGAGCCGGCGCUCGCCUCCUGGGAGCCGCUGGUGCUGGUGCACAUGCACCGCUGGGACCGGCUGGUGUUCAGCGUGCAGCGGGCGCCGCCGACGCUCUGCGUGCGCCGCUACUCUCUGCAGCUGGUGCUGUGCGAGCGGGCCGACUGCCAGGCGCACCGGCCCAUCGUCGGCACCGAGCUGCAGCGCGAGGAAGACUGUUCGAAGAGUGGGACGGACGCUGGCAGCUUCCGCGUGGAGUACGAGCUGCCGUCGGUCGGUGGCAACAUCUCGCUGCUGGUGGUGCCCGAGGGCGGCCGGCCCACCCUGUCAGCGGCCAUCGACUACGCGACUCCGGACACGCUGUACAUAGUGGCUGUGGUCAUCCUGAUCACCGUACUCCUGCUGGUUGUCGCCGUCGUCGUCUGGAUCAAGUACUUCCGCAAACUACCCAAAUGCCUGGACGUGCUGGUGGUGUACAACCGCAACACGAAUCUGGUCCGGCUGUUGGCGUCCGGCCUGGAAAAGUACUGUCUGGUGAAGCCAAAGAUGGACAUUGUCGACAUCCCGCGAGCGGACGCCGGAAUGGACCCGGCGGAGUGGCUGACGACGGAGCUGAAGCGCUGUCGGCAUGUGUUGGUGCUGGUGUUCCCCGAUACGACGGCGCCGCCCAUCUACCCUCGCCUCUUCUCGAUGGCGCUUCACCACCUCAAGAUGGACGCCGGCAGGAAGACGGCGGCGGCCCUGACCGAGGCUGUGUGGCUGAUUCCCUCGCCGGCAGAAGAGCCACGUGCCGGUGUCGCUGGCAGCAGACACUUUGGAAAAGGUGGCGCUGCUGGACCGCCAUUCCGACCCCACCGAAGAGGCCUGGAGCCGCCUGCUCGGGCCGCUGCUUGUGCCGCGUUACGUCACAACCGCAGCACAUGA
Molecule: messenger RNA, 1524 nt
Organism: Pollicipes pollicipes
Lineage: Eukaryota; Metazoa; Arthropoda; Thecostraca; Pollicipedomorpha; Pollicipedidae
Exons: 11
Coding region: 1-1524 (507 amino acids)
Source: RefSeq, a predicted model, not a curated record